Conger conger (European conger) is the source of this 3436-nucleotide messenger RNA. RefSeq names its product NXPE family member 4-like. The transcript is spliced from 6 exons. The coding region runs from base 429 to 2147 and encodes 572 amino acids. The record is from RefSeq and is a predicted model, not a curated record. NCBI's taxonomy places the organism in Eukaryota, Metazoa, Chordata, Actinopteri, Anguilliformes, Congridae.
AGCAAGGAAAAGAAAAAGAAAAAAGAGGAGGAAAAAUAGGCGAUUGGAGUGAGCCUCAUGUGAAUGCAACAUAACCCUCUUCACUGAGUAUUUUCGUAUUUUGCAGUGUGCUGUGAUUAUUUUUAACGCAAUGCUGACAAGGUUGUGACUGAAUCGGAGUUAGAUAUUUGUCUGCUUCUCUCCAGCCCCCCCCCAACCCAUGGUAUAUUGUGGAUAUUUGCACAGCUAGGGGUGAAGGCACUGGAGAAAUCAAAGAACAUAAUCCUCGCCAAGUUCUGUCUAGGGUGGAGUAGACCCAGAGGGGGUAAGUCGAUGUCGUCUGGUACUACAGCCUUACCGUGGUCAAGUUACUUCAACUCUUUUCACGUAGUUGGCAGGGUUCGCAGGAGGUGUCGGUGAGCUUCCUCAUUUGCCGAGGGUGGAUUAAAAUGGCGCUAUUUAAUUAUCCCGGCAAAUGGUAUGGACAAAGUCUGAUGGUAAUCAGCUCGAUCAGGCUUCAGAAACGCUGUCCCAGAUUGCGGUACCUGGAGUUAACAAACACGAGCACGACAGACCUUCCAUCAGCAGUCGAGCAUCAUGUUCAAACAUGGGGAUUCAAAUUAUCAAGAGUGAAAUUCAUAUUCAUUUGUUUUUGUUUCUUUAUGGUUUUCAAAAUAUACAAAUGGAAGUCAAUAUUGGCGGAAACGAGGACCCCUCACAAAAAAAUGACCGUAGAUGAAGUAAUAUUCUCAUUAUCAUGGGCUCCCUCAACCUCCAACUUUACCUCUUUCAACGACUCUUCCAGUGCUCAGCACAGUUUGGUCAGGCUAGAGCAGCCUAGGGCUCAGUACUGUGUGGGGGAUACACUGAAUGUGCUCGUGGAGAUGAGGAACUAUGCAGGGCACCCAAAAGCCUAUGGUGGAGACUUCAUCCUGGCCCGGAUCUACUCUCCAGAGCUUGAGGCAAGUGCAUCAGGAGACAUCACUGACUUCCAAAAUGGUUCCUAUCACGUGCAGUUCCGCUUGUUUUGGCCUGGAGAGGUGCAAGUCUCUGUGCUUUUGAUCCAUUCCUCUGAGGCAGUUAAGAUCCUCCAGAGAGACUGGAUGCAGGACUACAAUAAGAUCACACACAUAGGAACCUUUAUCGAGGGGGAAAAAGAAGAGAAAUCUCAAUGUGCCCUCCGCCUGAGCUCAAACAGACCCUUGUGUGAGUACAGGAAGAAGGAGGAUGGAGAAUAUUAUGCCUGCUAUCGUCCCAAGACCCUUCCCUGCAACUCUCUGACCAUCAUGCAGUCCUCCUACAACCAAUCAGAUCCUAAACUCACAAAGGAGGAGGCUCAGCUAUUAGCAAAGGAGAAUACUGGACUAGAAAUAGAAAAUGGCUUCAACCCUGUGACCGUCGUUGGUUGUACUGGUGCACUGCACAGACCAACGGAAAAGUGUGCGGUAGGAAUGAAUUCCCCUUUUCCUGGGGGAUAUUUCCAUUCAAAAAGGUGGUCUUCUUUCUUCUGUCAGAUAGGCCCCUUUCUCAGUAAAGUUACCAUUCAGAGAUGUUUAAAGAGGAAGACUCUUUAUCUAUUGGGUGACUCUACUCCACGUCAGUGGAUGGAGUAUUUGACAAGGCUGAACGUUGUGAAAAUUGUAUAUGGGUCUCGUUUUGACUCAUAUUUCGCUCAUGACGCCGAUAGCAAGAUCACCAUCCGGUGGAUAAAGCAUUCUCAUCCCUGGCUUAGCAAUUUUCCAUCCAACAUAAAGACAUCAGUCACCAUUCCACAAGUACUGGACCGCAUAGCAGUUGGUGGCAGGCGGAAGGAUGUGAUCGUGGUCAUCGGAAUCGGCCAGCAUUUCCGGCCUUACCCCCCAGAAGUCUUUAUCCGAAGGCUACAAAGUAUCCGCCGGGCGAUUCUGCGGUUACACGCCCACAGCCCCCAGACAGUUGUUGUUAUAAAGCUGGAGAACAGUAUUGCACUGAAGUCAUCGAUGAUAAGUGACAGCAACUGGUAUGGCUACAUUCAUAACCUGGCUCAGAGGAAGGUGUUUGAGGACCUAAACGUGGCUCUGGUAGAUGCCUGGGAUAUGACUAUUGCUGCGAACACUUUUAACGUCCACCCUAAUGACAUCAUUGUUUCUAAUCAGGUGGCUCUGGCUUUGUCAUUCUCCUGUCAUUAAGCAUAGGUUCUCUCAAAAAGGUUAUUUUAUGUUUCAAGCUGAUAUCCUGAGUGUAACCUCUAUUUUUUAUGAUUUUAGAUCUCCCCUCUCCCCUCUCCAACCUGACCCCAAAUGAACAGACCCCCCAUUAAUUUAGAUAUGUAAAGAUAUGUCCAGUGGGAAUUAAAGAUGGGUCCCUAGAGGGGACAUUCACAUAUAGACAGGACACAUGGUAGACAAUACAGGGAGUGAGGUCUACCUCUACCUCAACCACUUCUAAAGGUAGAGCUGGAUCCGGUAAAAGAGCUUGAUACCUUAAGAAGGUGCGCGGAUCACUGCGCUCAACCAUCGGAAGGCGGAAGGAUACGUGUGCAUUCAGCAGUUAUAGUUCCAACCGUCUAAGAUGUUAUGCUAACAUGGAAGCCAGUGAAUGCACAGAAAUGAAACUGAACAUCUCGUCUAAGUCUGGGUAAGUCGGAAAAAGGUAUAUUUCCCAAAGUGUUGAUGUAUUCCUUUAGGAGAAGUAUGAAAUAAAUAGGUUAUUUUACAUACCUGUAAAUUACAGCGCAAGAGUGAUUAUAGCUCCCAUUUGAUGGCGGUAGUCACGUUUAAGGACGAAAGCAUAAUCCACCCAUUCAGUCAUUCACUUAGGCCCCACAACUUUGAACUAUACAGAGGAAGUGAUAAACGGAUGGUUUAAUUCCCCUUGCAUCACCCUUCAGAUCCUGUCGACUGUCCAUUUGGGGAAAUGUGUAUCUUUGUUCCAGUGCAAUUCUUCGAUCUUCCUGGGAUUUUCCUUUACGCUGCUAAUAUCGUCUGCCAUCGAUGACAUUCUUAUGGUACGCACUGACAAAAACAAAACUGGUUACAGAGACAAAAACAAAUUUCUCGAUAGCACUCUUGUUGUAAAUAACUUACCAACUCUGCAUUGCUAUAUAGCUACUGUGUGUCAGAGAUGUAAUUAAAUUGAUAAAUAACACCCCACAUCAAAGGGAAUGCCUGCAUUCCAACUAGAGAACAUUAGGAACACUUUGAGAAAAUUGCAGUUGCAGGUUCUAUUGUCACAUAGACCUGGCCCUCAACUAGAGGCUAACUAAACUUCCCUCUUGUGGGAAGCUAGGACAUGACAUCAAAAAAGAAUGGUCAUUUGUUGAAGACAAUUGAACCACUGAAGGGCUGAAUUGGGGCUGGGGGCCUUAGUAAUGAUCCAUAGUAAUGAUCUUUCAAAAGCAAGAAGAGGCUUUUCUGUCCUAAAAUUACUUUCUUUGUCAGGUUGAAUAAAAAUAUUAAAUGUGACAGAUGGAAAAAUC